CAGCAAAGCAAAGCUAGGAUCAACAAGGAGAGAGUCGGGGAGGGAUUACUACUUCACUGUGCUUAUCUGCAUGUGAUAUGGUGCCGAGCAGAAGUGUGAAAAGCUGUUUUUCUGUCGGCCACAUGAAGGCCGCCGUCUGCCCGAGCUCACGUUAGCAGUGUGAGGUUAGCUCCCGCUGCUAGCUAACCAGCUCACUGCUGCUGGAGACUUCACACAAGUUGUCAACAGCCGAUCGAUCCUGGACGGGACUCGCGACUGCUCUCGCUACAUGCUCAUUUCAACUCUCUCUCGUAUCGUAAAUAUCUCCUGAACCAGCAGCAGUACUGGGAGAGUGUAACUAUGAUGGCAACGUGACAGGAGGGGAGCCGCUGAGACAGCUACAACUGCAACCAUGGAAGGUACUGAACAGCACGACAGGGUUAACGGUCACAGAAAGCCCAAAUCCCCCCAGGACUCGGCUGAUGUCAGGUGUACUCCACCUGAGGAAGAGUUUGGAGGUUCAGACAGCUGUGGGGGGACAAGUGUGUCAGAACUGACAGACCUGCAAGAGCUAAAGGCCAAGGAAAGUGAGGAUGAAAAGAAGAAGGAGGUAGUUUCUCCCUCCAAAAGCUUGAAAGGGGACCAGAAGAAAAAAGAGAAAGGGAGUCCGGAUCAGGAGGAAAACAAUCACAGCAAGAAAAACAGGAGUGCAGCUUCCACCUACACAGAUCUGUCUCAUACCUCGUCGCCCUCGCUGUCAGAACAGCUGCGUCUUGGCCAAGAAGACAGCACAGGGUCUGGGAUCAGCGUGGAGUGUAAGGUCUGCGGGGACAAGGCCUCUGGCUUUCACUACGGUGUGCAUGCCUGUGAGGGUUGCAAGGGCUUUUUCCGGCGAACCGUGCGGAUGAAACUGGAAUAUGAUCGCUGUGAGCGUUCCUGCAAGAUUCAGAAGAAGAAUCGUAACAAGUGCCAAUAUUGUCGAUUCCAGAAGUGCCUGUCUUUGGGAAUGUCGCAUGACGCGAUCCGAUAUGGACGUAUGCCUGAGGCGGAGAGGAAAAAGCUGGUGGCAGGCCUGCUCGCUGAAGAAGUGAACCUCAGCAAACCAGGCGGCUCAGACCUGAAGACCUUGGCCAAACAAGUCAACACAGCCUACCAGAAGAACCUCAUUAUGACCAAGAAGAGGGCCCGCAGCAUCCUGUCCGGCAAAACCAGCAGCACCUCGCCGUUUGUGAUCUACGAUAUGGACACACUCUGGAAGGCAGAAAGUGGUUUGGUAUGGAGCCAGCUAGUUCCAGGUGCGCCCCUUACCAAGGAGAUCGGGGUCCAUGUGUUCUACCGCUGCCAAUGCACCACCGUUGAGACCGUGCGAGAGCUCACUGAGUUUGCCAAGAGCAUUCCAGGGUUUGUGGACCUCUACCUUAAUGACCAGGUGACUUUGCUGAAGUACGGUGUGCAUGAGGCUAUUUUUGCCAUGCUGCCCUCUCUCAUGAACAAAGAUGGACUGUUGGUGGCCAACGGUAAAGGCUUUGUGACCAGGGAGUUCCUGCGCAGCUUAAGAAAGCCCUUCAGUGAGAUCAUGGAGCCCAAGUUUGAGUUUGCUGUCAAGUUUAAUGCUCUGGAGCUGGAUGACAGUGACCUGGCCCUGUUUGUUGCUGCCAUUAUUCUCUGCGGAGAUCGUCCGGGACUAAUGAACGUGAAGCAGGUGGAGCAGAGUCAGGACAACAUCCUCCAGUCGCUGGACCUCCACCUACAAGCAAACCACUCUGACUCAGCCUACCUCUUCCCCAAGCUGCUGCAGAAGAUGGCCGACCUCCGUCAGCUAGUUACUGAGAACGUUCAGCUUGUCCAAAAGAUCAAAAAGACUGAGUCGGAGACUUCGCUCCACCCUCUACUACAGGAGAUCUACAAAGACAUGUAUUAGUAUAUCCAGGCACAGACUGCUUUUAGCAGUACUGUUACAGACUGAAUUUACAUUCAUGAUACUACACUGCAUUCAGUACAAGCACUGUUCCACGUACCGGCAUGGAUUUUAACCUGCAGAUGAGGCAAAGUGACGUGGCAGAGCUAACACAAUCAGCAAAGUCUUCUCAAUGUCAGCAUUACCCUCAGCACAGUUAUGUGGGUGUGUAUGUGUGCGUGUGUGUGUGUGUGUGUGUGUGUGUGUGUGUGUGUGUGUGUGAUGAGCAUCUGGAAUCAUUUGCUGAAAGUCCGAGUUUCCCACAACGGUCACUUAACAGAGAGAACGAUUUGUUUUCUCACCGAGGCUGCUCCUGUUACAUUCUAAAAGCAAAGCUGACCCCAGAGCAGUUUCUAGAGAGUUACUCCUCACUCCCCUCAGCUCUGCUUGUGAAGGGAAAGCGUUUCAGGUUCUCUUACACCGAUGGCAUGGUUGAAAUAGAAAAGGGCCGUUUAUAUUGUGCAAGAGUUUCCUAUGAUGCCAAUGUCUUGAUGGAGUGAUUGUUCUCAGACUUUUGGUAAAGCUGAAGAUGCACAAAUUGUUUUUUGUUUACAUCAUUAUCAUCAUCAUCAUCACCAUCAUGAAUGACUGCUACUUUGCCAUUUGGUUAAUAGAACACAAACUGGGCUGGCUCCAGCAGUGUAGAGCUCAAAGCAGCUGUCUGUGCAAUACUGCUUCAAUUUUUCAAUAAAUGUGGAGAUCCAAGUUAUAAAGGUUUUGUCCUAAAGCCAUCUACCCAUGUGGUAACUAAUGGACUAUGCUGCACAGAUUUUGUCUCUUAACUGACACUAUAAACACAUAACCCAUUGAAGUUCAAGGGACCGCAUGUUUUUUUUUCUUCUUUCUUUUUUGACAUGCAAAUGAUCAUGAAUUUGCCAUUUUAAGGUUUAGCAUUUUAAGGGUAGUCUAUGUAAUUAUGUUACUAAUUAUUUGUAUUUGUUAAUCAUAUUUGUAAGGGCAAAACAUGAAUUAUCACAUUGUUUUAUGUAUUAAGUACAAGUGUUUUUUCAUAUUACCUGCUUGCUUGUUUAGUUGAGGUUGUACCAAAUAUAUUUUCGAGCAUACCAACAAAUGUUCCUUGAUAAGGAAUUUGGAUUUCACACCUUAGCAGGAUUUAUCUAAAACCAACAUACUGUACCACAUUGUCAUUAUUGGGAAAAUUGAUGAUGAGAAAUCAGCAUCCAGCAUUUGGUAUCAUUAGAUGCUUCUGUAUUCACACACGAUAUUACCACAGUCCUAGAUUACUACCUGUUUUGUGUAAAGUCUGAUUUGUCUUGUUAGGAGAGCCACACAGUGUAACAGCCUUACAAUACUGUCGCCAAUAAUCAUAAGUUUCCAACUGUUUUUCUUCCCCUCCUAUUCUGUAGGACUUCUUUUCACUGUAUUUACUCUGAAUGGACUUCAGUAUGUCAGCACAGGUGCACACAGUCCACCUCCAGAAAUCCCCUCUUGUGCUCUUAAUCUGUCUUGAUCCCUAUCUACCUCCAAUGUAUGAUCUGUGACAUUAUUCCACUGUUUCAUCUGAUCUCUAACAUUUUGUUUAUUGUUGCCUUAAUUCCUGCUAUUGAUAGACAUUGCAAAUUUUUUAUUAUUGGCUGAUGUGCGGUGAUCGAAAAAAAGGGGUUUGGAUGGAUGACACGAGAAAAUACACCAAAAAGUUGAUGUAAGCUACCUCUAUGCCUGUCUUAAGUGAUUGGGAUUGACAUAUUUGUCCACAAAAAAAGACUUGAAAUAAUUUCGUCCUUAUAGUCACGUGUAAAAUAUCUGCAGAUCUAGUUUAGUUACGUCUCACAU
Messenger RNA from Anoplopoma fimbria (sablefish), 3730 nucleotides. RefSeq names its product peroxisome proliferator-activated receptor delta b (gene ppardb). Gene Ontology annotation, molecular function: zinc ion binding; nuclear receptor activity; RNA polymerase II cis-regulatory region sequence-specific DNA binding. NCBI's taxonomy places the organism in Eukaryota, Metazoa, Chordata, Actinopteri, Perciformes, Anoplopomatidae. Gene Ontology annotation, cellular component: nucleus. The transcript has 8 exons. Gene Ontology annotation, biological process: negative regulation of transcription by RNA polymerase II; positive regulation of transcription by RNA polymerase II; cell differentiation. The coding region runs from base 392 to 1900 and encodes 502 amino acids. The record is from RefSeq and is a predicted model, not a curated record.